Molecule: messenger RNA, 1064 nt
Organism: Papaver somniferum (opium poppy)
Lineage: Eukaryota; Viridiplantae; Streptophyta; Magnoliopsida; Ranunculales; Papaveraceae
Product: integumentary mucin A.1-like
Exons: 2
Coding region: 42-1064 (340 amino acids)
Source: RefSeq, a predicted model, not a curated record
UAGAAACAACUAGUCUGCGCGCAGUCGAAUUAGUAGCAAAGAUGGCAGCAAUAACUAAGAAAAGAUCCCCGGGUUUCUUUCCUAGCUACAGUACUGUCAUUGCGAUAGUUGUAUGCAUCUUUGCAUAUGCAGAGGUGGUAUCGGCAUGGAAGAAUAUAUGCGUUCCUGGAGAUAUAUACAUGGAUUCAUACACUGUUGGUGGCCAGCGGGCUUGCAACUCUUGUACAAAUUGGUGUAAAUCACAGUGUUCAAAAUUGGAACUUUCAAUGGUCAAGGGUACAGAUAAGUGUUUAAGAAACCCCCAAAAUACUAUUCGAUGCAAGUGUUGCUGUGAAAAACCCUUCUCUCCGCCAAAACCACCUCUUCCUCCUUCUGCAUCCAAAUUUGAGGGCCAUCACCCAUGGACUUUUAACAUAUGUGUGAGUAACCAAAUAUAUGAAAAACUUGGGCACCCUAAUGGGAAAGAUUGCAUUCAUAAACCUUUAUGUGAGAAAACUUGCAACCAAAAAGGCCUUUCAAAAGCAAGGUCCGAGUGCGUAGCAGCUGGUAGUAUGGUCAGUCCACUUGCUUGGGUUGAGCAAUGUUGUUGUGAAAAGCUCGUCCCCUCACCCCCCUCCAUCCCCACCACCACCACCACCCUCGCCACCUCCUCCAUCCCCACCACCACCACCACCCUCGCCUCCUCCUCGUCCCCCACCACCACCACCCUCGCCACCUCCUCCUUCCCCACCACCCCCCUCGCCUCCUCCUCCGUCCCCAUCACCCCCACCUCCAUCCCACCACCACCAUCACCUCCUCCAUCUCCAUUACCCCCACCUCCGCCAUCUGCUGCAAUAAAUAUUUGCGCACCUGGGGAUGCUUUUUCACAGACCAGCAUGUCUACCACUGAUUGCACCCAGUGUACAUCUUAUUGUAGAAGUAAAUGUCUUGGAACUGGAUCUUCAAUGAGAAAAAAUGGGUGUAGGGAAGACUCUCCUUCUACUGUAUUGUGCAAGUGUUGUUGUAGGAGCAUUACCUCACUAUUAUCUGCUAUAGGUUCAUUUCUACACGCAGAACAAAAGUGA